CUCGAAGCGUCCCUCGCACAUCACCGCCAUGGGCCGCUUUCGUGGAGGAGCAAGUCGACAUGGAGCGCCAAAGAAGCCUGCAUUGACCCAUUUUCUCUGCCUGCCCCUGGUGAACGCCAGUUCGAAGCCUCAGCUUGAGCAAGCCCUGGAGACUUUUCGACAGGAUCUAACUGGAGCUGGCCCAAGGGCUUCAGCAACAUCUGUCGAAGCGGGGAAUGAUGGUAGCAAUUUUCUGCCCAUAAUAGAUACCAAAGCUCUGCGGCCAACGGGUGCCUUGCAUCUCACAUUGGGUGUGAUGAGCCUCAAGGAAGAACAACUCAUCAAGGCAGCUAAUUGCCUGCAAAAUCUCGACCUUGCAUCCAUCCUGAGUGAGGCAAGUCCGGAUGCCAAUCAAGCCGGGGCGAGAGAGGAUCUUAGAAUCAGUCUGCGUGGGCUGGAAUCUAUGCAUGAUGUGAGGAAGACAUCCAUUCUUUAUGCAGCGCCUACAGAUGCCACGAACAGACUCUACCCUCUAUGUUUAGCAGUACAGAAAUUCUUCGAGGCCGAAGGUUUCCUGCUGGAGGAUGAUCGCAAGUUGAAGCUGCACGCCACUAUAAUCAAUACAAUAUAUGCUAAGGCCAGGAGGAAGCCAAAUGAGAAGUCUGUUAUCGUGCCCUCCACUGGGCAGUCUAUCUCCAGCCAUUCCGAAGUGACAUCUGAUGGCGAUCCGCGUGGCCAUGGACCGAACGCGAAUGCUCCCCUAAAAUUCGACGCCCGAUCGAUUGUUGAAAAGUACAAAGGCUAUAUCUGGGCAGAUUCCAUUGUGCUAGAUCGCAUAUCCAUUUGCGAGAUGGGCGCGAAGAAGAUCACUGACUCCAGCGGCGAGGUUGUUGAUGCAUGCUAUACAGAGGUUGCAAGCAUCAAACUCUCAGCUUAA
Sphaerulina musiva SO2202 is the source of this 916-nucleotide messenger RNA. RefSeq lists its product as uncharacterized. Gene Ontology annotation, cellular component: nucleus. The record is from RefSeq and is a predicted model, not a curated record. NCBI's taxonomy places the organism in Eukaryota, Fungi, Ascomycota, Dothideomycetes, Mycosphaerellales, Mycosphaerellaceae. The transcript has a single exon. Gene Ontology annotation, biological process: DNA alkylation repair; regulation of DNA-templated transcription. Bases 29 to 916 code for a protein of 295 amino acids.